Molecule: messenger RNA, 369 nt
Organism: Petromyzon marinus (sea lamprey)
Lineage: Eukaryota; Metazoa; Chordata; Hyperoartia; Petromyzontiformes; Petromyzontidae
Source: RefSeq, a predicted model, not a curated record
AUGUCGGCGCACGAAGAAAUUCUGGUGUGCAACUUGAGGAAGUGCCAGCGCAUUGUCGGCGACUUCGCCUGGGUCACCUCCUGCUCGCACCUCUUUUGCGACGAGGACGGUGAACGCGAGUUCAAGACGGGGGCGGUCGCCUGCCCGGCGUGCGGCGCCUUGCCGCGCGGCAGCCUGGACGUGGUGCGGGUCUGCUUGAACCCCCCCGAGGAGCACAAGUCCAUGGUGCUGGCGGGCCUAGGGCCGGACACCAUCCAGGAGAUAUGUUCGCGGGCGCUUUCAUUCUGGAUCUUUCAGCGGGUAGGUUACCAGGUGUCGUCGUUGGCGUUCGGGGGAGGGGGGACAGGCCGGUGGUGGCGGCGCUCGUGA